Magallana angulata is the source of this 919-nucleotide messenger RNA. RefSeq lists its product as uncharacterized. The record is from RefSeq and is a predicted model, not a curated record. The coding region runs from base 90 to 572 and encodes 160 amino acids. The transcript is spliced from 5 exons. NCBI's taxonomy places the organism in Eukaryota, Metazoa, Mollusca, Bivalvia, Ostreida, Ostreidae.
GGGGAAAGCCCCUAAUCGAACAGGAAGUUUAACGGACGUGAUAUAAAUGUUUGUACUUAAUUUUGAUUAUUUGCAUUCACGAGGGUGUCAUGGAAAAUUCAAGUUGCACAUGUUUUCCUUUUGUUAAAUGCAAAGUAGAUACAGAAUGUUCUUUUGGCUGCAUCUCAGUACAGUACAGGGACGACUGUGAUCUCAUAAAUUCAAUAUCCAUCCCAUUAGCCGUUAUUGCCGUGUUGAUUAUUUGCCUCUGCAUUGUUGCAAUAAUAAGAAUGAGAUGUGCUUGUCGUGAUUGUAAUACUUCUCGACCCAGGACCGCGGCCAAUGCAGAGAGCCAGAUGACUAAUCUUUCCUUUGAUACUUUUGAUGAAAUCAAAAGGACAAGCAACAAUCUCGAUCUACACGUUUCUUUCGAGGUAAAAAGUGAUAUUCCGCCAUCUUAUGAAUCAGUUAUGUCGAGAUCAAACGAAGCUAUUCAGGCAACUGAUUCUUUACCUCCAUCUACCUCGGCCUCAAACAAGGAUUCAAGUGAAGAUGUAGAUCCGCCACUAAGUUACGCAUCAUUGAUAUCAUAAUACAACGACGAUUUACAACCGGCUCAGGCAGAAGUACAUGUCAAGUGACUUUUCACAAUCAGAUAUUAUUAUGAAUGAUAUUAUAGUCGUACCUUGUAAAACACGUUACAGAUAAACGUAUGUAACAACAUUAUUCCAAUGCUUGUUGACCAAUGGCGUAAAUGGUAGACAAUAUUACUGUUAAACAUUAAUAGGAAAAUUGAAUGAUAAGAAUGAUAAUCAAUAUGAAAUGAUGCAUGCAUGUAUGACUCGAUAAAUGAAACAAGAUGUGUGUUUGAGACUGCAUGUCUACGGAAUUGUAUGAUGACAUUUAAUCAAAACAAAUGUAAUAUAUAUAUUCAACGGCA